AAUACUUGGCAACGUUUCCUCCAGGCAUUGUCACGUCUCUAUGGGUGACCGAGUGAGAUCACACGGUCGGAGUGACCAUGUUAAUUCAUGGUCACUUCCCUUGCACCGCCAGCUAGGAUAGAAGUUACCUCUCCCGCUCGCUCUUAUCACCUCCACAGCCGAGACAAAGACCUUACUUACUCAGUAAAUAAGUAUUAUUAGUGAAGAAAAAGCUAAUAAGGGAUCAUUACUUGAUCUCAUAAGAGCUGUUGCCCAAACAGCGAAAGCCACCAACGUGCCUUGACUUUUACCUCAAUGGUGGUGUGGAAAAAAGAAUGAAAAUAUAACAACAUAGUUUAAGGGAAAUAUCAUACCUAAAAGGAAACCUAUCACAUUUAAAUGAAAUUCACAACGGAGAGAGAGAGAGAGAGAGAGAGAGAGAGAGAGAGAGAGAGAGAGAGAGAGAGAGAGAGAGAGAGAGAGAGAGAGAGAGGUGCAGAUGGAUUUUUAUUUUUUUUUUAUUUUAAUGAUUCAUAGGCAAGUAUAGAUCUGAUAGAAAUAAAUUUGCAUGAAAUGUAGAUUGCAUAUGCAGAGAGAGAGAGAGAGAGAGAGAGAGAGAGAGAGAGUGGUGUGUGGGGAACUAGGUUAUCAGCGACACAGGCUCUAACCUGAUAAUUGGCCCAGUACAAGGAUUGGCAGCUCUGCAAGUCGGGGAAUUUCCAGAAAGGACAAUGCCUAAAUGCUCAAUUCAAAAUGGUCAGACCAUGGAAGACCUGUCAGAAAAGGCGUGCGCGUUACUCAAUGAUCACCCCAACACCCAAAACACAUAAGUUUAACAACUAUCUUUGAAAGAAUACAUUAUUCAUCACUGUAGGAGCGGACAGGACAAUAAAUCUGACUCAAAAGAUAAUCAAUAAAUAAUAGAGUGGGUGACAGAACGUAAACCCAAGGAAUACCACUGUUAAUAGACUUAGGGGAAGAACAGUAACCUCAGUAGCAAUAAAAAGGUCAGAAAGGAAAAUUACGAUUACGUUACAGAGGAUAGAGGUCAUAGGAGAGUAGUUUAGAAAAGAUAUAUGUUGACCAAGAGUUUGAGCAAGCGAGGUGCAGACACAAAGACACAGUUUCGGAAAACAAUAGGAGGGAUCCCAUCAGGUACAUAAGCUUUCCGAGAGUUAAGGCCAGCGAGGGAAAACAUCAUUAGGAGGACUCUAACUGAGUCCUCCUAAUUAGGACUCAGUAGGCCUAAAUGGGACUACUGAGGCCUAAAGUAGAUGAAAGGUGAAAGAGAGGGAAGAACAAGUCAUGAAUCAUCCACAGUAGAAUUUUUAGCAAAGGUCUGAGCGAAGAGUUCAGCUCUAGAGAUGGAGGAGAUGGCAACUGUGCCAUCAAGUUGAUUUAAAAGAGGAAACGAUGAAGAAGUAGUGAUGAUGAAGAUAUUUUUGCAUAGGUGAGAAAGCUGCAAGGGGAGUUAAAUAAAGAAAGACUUUGACAUUUUGUACUGAAGAAGGAGUUUCUGGUAAGUUGGAGAACAGUCUUGGUAUGAUCUCUGGCAGAAAUAAAAAGCGCCUUAGUUUCUGGUAUCUGCUCCCAUCUCCAGCACAAUGUAAUAUACCCCAAGCUACAUUACUAUUUUGCGCCAACAAGGCCUUCAGUGGCAUAAGAUUAAUUUUCCAGUGACCUCACUAAAGAGAAUCUUCAUCAGUCAGGAAGUAGGAGGCGGAGUUUUGAUAUCUGUUGUGCCUGCUGUUCAUCUUGUCCUCAUCAUUAGUUGGCCAGAAAAUUUCUAAUUCACCUGUCUAUUAAUUUUGUGAUGAUGUUUUACAGAAGAAAAUGAGGUGUGUGACUUUAGGAUUUUUUAUUGGAUGAGUUUGCCAACUGUAAGAAGGUGUAAGGAGUUUAAUGGGAGAGAGGAAAUGGAGGAGUGAGUUCAUUUAUGUGGAAACACUGCCAGGUAAAUGUAGUGACAUAAUGGACGGAUAAGAGAAAGGGUUGUGAAAAGGUGCAUGAAAGGAAAAUGUAUCUGGAUGUAAAUCAGGAGGCAGUAAGCACCUACCGAAAUUAUAAUUACUCCCAGUGAGGUCUAAAGUACUGGAUCAGAGGGUGCUGUGAACUUAUCAUUAAACACAGCUGUGAUCUCACUGAGGUCACUGAGUGUUAUAAGACCCUUUGUGUCUCAUAACACAAGGGGGCAGUCACAGCCUGCCCUCUAAAGACAGCUCUCUUCCUCCACACAAAACUACAAGCACCUAAUAACACACACACCCUUCACUCAAAAUUUCAAAAUUAUCAUGGCGACUCCUACACCAGCCUCUGAGUCCCCAUCUGGGGAGGGGACCACAAAUGUCCCCAGGUCGGACUGCCUUUCUGACGACGACCCUAAGUCUCUUGACACCCCCCUCAACUUUUUCUUCAUUAACUUCUGCAACAUUCGUGGUCUAAGAUAUAGUUUUCAAUCUCUGGAACACCACCUCUCCUCUUCUAAACCUCAUUUUCUUUUCCUAACAGAAACUCAGGUGUCUGAGGCAACUGACAGUAGCCCCUUUUCUGUUCCCUCCUAUUUUCUCUAUCCUCACUUUCGAUCCAAAGCUGGAUGUUGCGUUUAUGUGCGCAAUGACUUAACCUGCUCUCGUGCCCAUGCUCUUGAAUCUUCCGAGUUUUCCACCAUCUGGCUACGACUACAGAGCCACUCUCAAACUAAAUUCAUCUGUGCUGUAUACCUCUCAACUAACUCCUCUGACUAUAAGAAAUUCAUUGACUACUUAACUUCCAAAGUUCAGCACAUUCUGAGUCUCUUCCCUUUUGCAGAGAUCUCCAUUCUUGGAGACUUUAAUGUUCACCACCAGCUUUGGCUUUCCUCUCCCUUCACUGACCAUCCUGGUGAACUAGCCUUCAACUUUGCUAAGCUCCACGAUUUAGAGCAAUUGGUGCAACAUCCUACUUGUAUCUAUAUCUUGUAUCUGUAUCUUGUCCUAUCGCUCCAAUCCCUCCUCAUGAUCCCCCUAAGCAAAGGUGCUUCUGGCAUUUUGCUUCUGUUAGUUGGGGGGAUUUUCCGUGGAAUGAUUACUGCUUCCGUGUCAGAGACCCGUCUUUGUGUGCUGAGCGUAUAACAGAGGUGAUAUUGUCUGGCAUGGAGGCGUACAUUCCUCACUCUUUCUCUCGACCUAAACCUUCUAAACCUUGGUUUAACACAACUUAUUCUCAUGCUAUACAUGAUAGAGAGGUGGCCCACAAAAGGUACUUAAGCCUUCCAUCACCAGAAUCUCAUGCACUUUAUAUUUCUGCCCGGAACCAUGCCAAGUCUGUUCUCCAACUAGCCAAAAACUCCUUCAUUAACAGAAAGUGUCAAAAUCCUUCAAGAUUUAGCUCCCCUCGUGACUUCUGAUAUCUAGCCAAAAAUAUCUCCAAUAACUUUGCUUCUUCUUCUUUCCCUCCUUUAUUUCAACCAGAUAACACCACUACUAUCACAUCUAUUUCUAAAGCUGAACUCUUCGCUCAAACCUUUGUUAAAAACUCUACCUUGGAUGAUUCAGGGGUUGUUCCUCCCUCUUCUCCACCCCCUGACUACUUCAUGCUACCCAUUAAAAUUCUUCACAAUGAUGUUUUCCAUGCCCUCGCUGGCCUAAACCCUCAGAAGGUUUAUGGAUCUGAUGGGGUCCCUCCAAUUGUUCUCCGAAACUAUGCCUCCGUGCUUGCCCCUUGCCUAUUCAAAGUCUUUCAGCUCUGUCUGUCAACAUCUACCUUUCCUUCUUGCUGGAAGUUUGCCUUCUUUCAGCCUGUUCCUAAAAAGGGUGACCGUUCUAAUCCCUCAAACUACCAUCCUAUUGCUUUAAUUUCCUGCCUAUCUAAAGUUUUUUAAUCUAUUCUCAACAGGAAGAUUCUUAAACAUCUAUCACUUCACAACCUCCUAUCUGAUCGCCAGUAUGGGUUUCGCCAAGGCCGCUCUACUGGUGAUCUUCUGGCUUUCCUUAUUGAGUCUUGGUCAUCCUCUUUUAGAGAUUUUGGUGAAACUUUUGCUGUUGCCUUAGACAUAUCAAAAGCUUUUGAUAGAGUCUAGCACAAAGCUUUGAUUUCCAAACUACUUCUGUAACUUCAUCUCAAGUUUUCUUUCUGACCGUUCUAUUGCUGCUGUGGUAGACGGUCACUGUUCUUCUCCUAAAUUUAUUAACAGUGGUGUUCCUCAGGGUUCUGUCCUGUCACCCACUCUCUUCUUAUUAUUCAUCAAUGACCUUCUAAACCAGACUUCUUGACCUAUCCACUCCUACGCUGACGAUACCACCCUGCACUUUUCCACGUCUUUUCAUAGACGUUCAACCCUUCAGGAAGUAAACAUCUCAUGCAGGAAAGCCAGAGAACGCCUGACUUCUGAUCUCUCUAAAAUUUCUGAUUGGGGCAGAGCAAACUUGGUAUUGUUCAAUGCCUCAAAAACUCAAUUUCUCCAUCUAUCAACUCGACACAACUUCCCAGACAACUAUCCCUUCUUCAAUGACACUCAACUGUCUCCCCUCUUCUACACUGAACAUCCUUGGUCUGUCCUUUACUGAUCUGGAAACUUCACAUCUCAUCUCUAACUAAAACAGCUUCUAUGAAGUUAGGUCUUCUGAGACGUCUCCACCAGUUUUUUUCUCAUCCCCCCUCCUCCAACUGCUAACUCUGUACAAAGGCCUUAUCCGUCCAUGUAUGGAGUAUGCUUCACAUGUCAGGGGGGAGUUCCACUCAUACUGCUCUUCUAGAUAGGGUGGAAUCAAAAGCUUUUCGUCUCAUCAACUUCUCUCCUCUAAAUGACUGUCUUCAGCCUCUCUCUUAUCGCCGCAAUGUUGCAUCUCUAGCUGUCUGUCUUCUACCGCUAUUUUCAUGCUAACUGCUCUUCUGAUCUUGCUAACCGCAUGCCUUCCAUCCUCCUGCGGCCUCGCUGCACAAGACUUUCUUCUUUCUCUCAUCCCUAUUCGGUUCACCUCUCUAAUGCAGGAGUUAACCAGUAUUCGCAAUCAUUCAUCCCUUUCUGGAACUCCCUGUCUGCUUCUGUAUUUCCACCUUCCUAUGACUUAAAUUCCUUCAAGAGGUAGGUUUCAAGACACUUAUCCUUCAAUUUUUUUACUACUACUUUGGACCUUUUCUGGAGCUGGCAUCUUAGUGGGCUUUUUUUUAAUUGGAUUUUUGUUGCCUUUGGCCUACAUUAAAAAAAAAAAAAAAAGUGGUUUUAAGAAUUGUAUCAUCAUCAGUAAAUGUCUUCUAAUGCACUGACAAUAUAGGUAUUUCUGAAGUGAGCUGUUAAAGGAUACACUUCUGCUACAUGUCUUUCUGUUUGUAUGUGUCCACAGUUAUACAAUUUGAUGACAAAUGGGGCGGCAUCUUCUCAGGUGUUCUUUACUGUGUAGCAACACUCUGUAGUUAUGGAUGGUAUCCAUUCUGUACUCUAGCGGGAACUUCAACAAGAUCGCUUUCUUGCUCUAAGACUGCUACUCUUCGGGCACGAAUCUGAUCCUAUGGGAUUGGGCGUCCUCUGCCGCCACCAUAAAAAUGCCUGUGUCGCUAAUGCGUUACGAGCACGCUCAGCUGGGGAUUCUUGGCGGUCUCGAGGUACCUGGUACUAUACAUGUUUUGCAUUUUCCCAGGCGACUCUAGGUUAUAUAUUAGGGCUGAUGUGGGUGAUACUGGUAUCGGUAAAACAGUGGCGGGCAGGUGAGAAGCUCAAGCUGGCUCCUCCACUUGGGUGUCAGUGUCCAGUUUUAUGAGGUCUCACCAGUCUUGUCCUCUGUAAGUCUCUUGCUCUGUGCGGUAGGAUGGGAAGCCGUUGGGGAUUCAGGUAGUGCCUUCUUGCUGUUCGCUUCAGGAGCGAUGAACAUGGUCAUGUUGCUGAUGCACUGCGACUUGGGGCAGCAACCUCUCUCUGUACUCAGCUCUCCACUGUUACCACUGCAUUCUGUUGCAUUCACUCAGAGCGACACUAUUACUUCAAAAAUCGCACUGUUUAUUACCCCUGAAAGAUAAUUUUCGCAAAACACAAUGCCACAAUAGAUUCUGUGAAAAAAACGAAGUUACAUGGAAGUAGAUAGGUAAAAGGAUUCCUAAAGCGAGGGGAAGGGAGAGAAAAUGUUAAAGAGUAAAGAUAACCUGGAAGAAAGAUAGGUGGAAACGAAUAAACGAGAGAUAGUACUGUACAAAGGUAAAACUAAAAGGAUACUCACUUGGGCGCUGUUUCGAAGUGAAUCUUGACAAGCUAGAAAAAGGAGUCACACAAAAAAAGGGUCACACGCACCUCACACACGUUGGUGAUGGUCAACGGACGAAGGGUGCACUGAAGCAGGAGCAGGAGCAUGGCUUCCUCUAUCUUGUGAUGGCAGCAUUGCGCGGUGUAGUUAUGGUGGUACAGUCUGGCGAACAGUGCGUAGGCGUUCACCCAUUACAGGAGUCAGUGACAGGUGGAAGCCCAGAGAUAAUUCCUUCAACACAUGCUAAGAUAGUGAUUGUCCAAGCUGCGCUCUAUUUGGUUAUGACGGUCGGGUCCGCUGGCCGCGCGUCGGCUCAUAGAUUGGCCAAAGAAGGCCAAACAGUAUUUUCUUACGGAGAGCGGAGUGCAGUGAGACACAUCUUUAUGUUAUGAAAGUUGGAAAGCGACUGCCUGUGAUAUGCGAUCAAGAAACAAUAAUUUUCAUGGCACAAUAUUACAUAUAACUUACGAAAAUUUGAGUUCUAACAAAAUAAUCCUUUUCAGGUAUAAAACUACUCUUUUGGCUGCAGUUUGAAACAAGGCAUUCACAAUGCCUUUUACAGCAAGUGACUGUUUUCGUCUGAAAUAUUUUUACAUCUUAGAAAGAGCUGGCGAGACUGUGUUGAGUUACACUCUUAACUGCGGGACAUACGGGAAAACCCCGUCUGUUUCCUUCGAAGACUACUUGAGAAGCCUCCCACCAACCUCGACAGCAAACUACAAUAAAAUAUCAAACAACACCCGGAGAAAGUAUUUUACUCAAACAGACCUAAACCAGAUUACAAGUCAUACCUCAUGCGACAAUUUUGACAUAACUCUGCUUCAUAAACUGAUUAAAAUAGCAUGCGAGAACGUAGCGGGCAUGAACGAUGCAAGCUGGAAGAGUGAAAGCGAUGAGGUAGAGUACCUGGUCACAAAGGUAAAAGAUACUAGGAAUGAAAUUGUCCACGAGAAAUUGGUAUUGAGUGAACAGGAAUUCUACGUUAAAAUACAAGAAUUGAAAAAUGUAAUAGUUAGAACUUUGGAGGCCACGAAAGUUAGGUAUGGCAGAGACAACAGUGAGUUUCAAGGGAAGAGGGAUGACAUAAUGAUGGCGAUAGACAACAUGACAAAGGAGACCCUCGGAAAGGAGGAGAUACUGCAAAGAUCAGUGAGUCAAUUCCUGCCACUUUUCAAAACGGAAACCAAUAAACAACUCCUAGAUUGCCUCAGUUAUGCCAAGUGCCUCGAUCCACUCCACUUCCUUAGUGGACAUGAGAACAACCAAGUGGACGUUCAAACAGUAUUUUCAAGAAUUGAAAUGAUGACUGAGAGCAGAAAUAGUUCAUCUGAAGAAACGCUCAGUGUUGAAUAUUUAAAGCUUUUGAAUUUGACACAACCAGGAAAUCCGUCCUCACACACAGUGAUACAAAAGCCACAAGUCCUGGUGAUUGAAGGAGAUGCUGGUAGUGGCAAGACAACAUUAAUCACCUUUGUAUUGUCUGAAUGGCUGCAAAAUGACAGUGACCGCCGCAUGGAGGGAUUGAUUCAUUACGACCUUCUGUUGUGGGUGAUGUGCAGUGAACAAACUAACACCACAUUUGAUGAUAUGCUGAGCCAGGCCCUGCCAGACGUCAAAUAUCGGUACGGGAAUCUCUUGCUGCCUCUACUAAAGCACUGUCGAGUUCUCGUCAUCAUCGAUGGCUUAGACGAAAGGACGAAAAAUUCACACCAGCUCGUGGCGGACAUCUUGAAUGAAGGGAGGGAAGCUGCAAAUUUUACUGCAGUGUGCACUUCUCGGCCUGAAGCGGUAACAGACUUUAAAGCAACAGUGCCUAAGAAGUACCAAAUUUCCCAUGUGAAAAUAUUGGGCAUUUCUCCCGAUGAGCGGCCAUCCGUCAUUAUAAAACACUAUAAGUGGCUUAUGAGGGGAAGGUCUGGGAAUAUUGAACGUCUUAGGCAGUUGAUCAAAGAAACUAGUUGGAUGGAGCUUUUUCGGCUCCCCCUUAACUUGUUGUUUCUAGCAACAAUGUUUUUCUAUGAUCGUACAUCUGCAAAUCCUGCAUUAAUACAGUCCCAGUUAUAUAAUUUCAUAGUUACGUGGAGUGUGGAAAAGUUGCAAGAUAGACUGGCUAAAGACGCAUCAUUACCUUCAAGAAAUUUCCGCCAGAAAAAAGUUAAAACUGUCUUAAAGUCAAUUUAUUGGGUUGCAUUACAAGGACUCCUCCAGAAUCGCAUCUUCCUGACGGAAGAAGAUGAAGACUUUUUGAAUGAGUCCUGUAAUAAGGAAGGCUUGCCAAGGGAGGAGGUGAUGCAGGCUUUCUUCGUCCUACGGCGACAUGUGACAUCUGGGCAUACCACGGAGUGGUACCGUGCCCCACACAAGGGCAUCCAGGAACACUUCGCAGCACGACAUAUUUUUGAGCAGCUCAGCGAUUAUACACAAGGAGACAUCAAGCGUGUGCUGCAGGAAGCCCUUAGAGGACAGGAACUACGUCUUGCCCCAUUGAGAAACAUGCUUUGUCAUCUUCUAGGGAUGCUGGUUCAGGUGAAUAAUUCCACGACUGCAGCAGUGAAGGAAGUGGUGGACCUCAUACAGGAGUCUGGCGUGAAAACCACAGAGCGUUGGUUGCAUAUGCUGACGGACACAGGAACUAACACCGCAAUCCUGAAACGUGUAGCUGAACAUCAAAGGAGUUUAACUGAUAAUGAUGGAGAUGUAGUGGUUACCGACACCACAGUGUUCGCCGCUACUGCCUUGCUGCCUCUCUUAUCAAAAAAAAAAAUUUACAUAAGACUAGAGAGAGAGCCAGCUGGACUGGACGCCUUGCUGCAGGCCCUUCCUCGACACACCGUCGUGAGUGUAUGGCUGGCUCACCAAUACAAUCAUCCUCACUCAACUACCGCUGCCUCUGGACACCUGUUUCUGCAGGUUUCAGGGGAAGACCUGAAGAAGUUCAAGGGACACCUGAAGGCUAAAGAACACUUGCAGUUACUCCCUCAAGGCCUGACUCACCUAUCCGUGGUGUUAGCGGGAAGUGACCACGCCCGCAGCCUCCUGCCAGCUCUCUCUGAUGCCCUGAGUUUACUCACUGACCUAUACAAUCUCACAAUUCACGUCCCUGUGAAAACGGUAACCCCAGAUGCCCUCGUUCGACUCCCUGCUACCGACACCAGUGUGUUCCUCACUCUGUCCGGCGUGGGCGAUGACGAGGUGGAGGUGGCCUGGCGUAUUGCAGCAGCUUUGUGUCCCAGCAAGAAGGGGUUGUGGGAUAUUUACUUCCCUGCAGCCUCGCUCCGAACAGACGGAUGGCGCCGCCUGAUAAACGGUCUGGCAGAGGCUGGAGUGAGGGUGGGCGCCACAUUAUAUGUACCAGAAAGUACAAUCUCACUAAACGAGCAUCUCCAACUGUUCAGCUUUACGGAAUCCUUGCUCGGAUGUCAGUUGCGGAGAUCUUCUGCUGAGUGGCUGUGGCAAUAAGCACGCCAGAGGAGGGAGACCACUGCAAGAGUUCACGACUGCACAACCUGCACGUCAAGGAUCAUCAGAAACUGUAACCUGCACUGGUCACCAUUAGGUGUGCUUGCUGCUGUCAUGCGGAUUAGGCGGCCAUCACUAUAUGGCUGCUUGAUCCGCAUAUAGUUAUGUUCCUAAAUAUGCAUUCAUCCUUUUGUGAGUCUCACUGCUCUCUCAAUUUACAAAUGCUUCCUCUUGAUUGAUUAACUAGCUAUAAAUCACCAUGGUGCAGUAACAGAUCCUUACAUUGAGUAUUACUCUAUGAUUUUUACGUGUUUCAGUAUGCACUGCAUUGUUACUGGGAAUGUGUUUUCGCUGAUAGUUGUUUUAAUAAUUUUAGUUUGGUUAAGCCCAGUUUUCCGCUAGGCAUUAUCAUUAGACCCUUGGUUUUCAUUAGUUUUACUAGUAGAAUGUGAAAUGGCAUUUCAUUAACAAUGAUUUCUUAUGCACUAGUGGGUAAGGGUGUGCGUGCCGACGGUGCUCCGUAAACAAUCUAGAUUCUUUCAAGUCCUAUAAGAUUUAUACAGUCCGUGAGUUAUCAGUGUGUGGAACAAUGUUCAGUGCAUGCCUUGAGUGACUGACAAGAACUUAUAUGAUGUAAAUUUGUGCAUUGCUGAGGGUGUUCAAUGUUCGGCUGGCAGAGUUGACCUAGUACCACAGAGUCGGUUAUUCCUACCACACCUCCCACUCAUCCCACUACUUGCCACCAAAUAGUACCGCCCCUUACACUAGCAAUGAGUGAAGUGCCAUCACUCUAGCUGCUGAGGAUAUCAAAAAUAUUGGUGCAAUUAACUGGAACUUCAAUAACAACCUGAAAUUUUUUUUUUAUUAUUACUUUUAACUAAUAAAAUGAGUAAUUUCCAUAUGUGUGAUUCCAUCUUGUAAUGUGGUACGAGGUAAUGAUGCUCCCAAACCCGGUAUUGAUGACGGUAUUGAUGACGUGUUAGGGUGCGUUCACACGGUCGAAUAGUCUAUUGGACAAACCCUGUUACCAUAUCAUAAGACAAAGCAGGAUGAUGUCAUAAGCGUGAAACGAGAGAAACUGAAAGACAAUGUUCGAAGCUGGUGUCCGCUGGCAACAUACAGGUAUUCAAGAGUGUUAGUGUGGACAGGGGAGGCAGGUGGUUGUUGCCAGCGUCUAGCACGGUACAUCAUAACCAUGGUACACAGAGAUAAAAAAAAAAAAAAAUUGCAUUAUGUAGCAUGAUACUGCAGCAAUUGUGUGAGGACAAGGUGAGAAGGGAAUGAUGGAAGAACUGGCUACAAAGACGAAGUGAAAGGGGAAGCCAUGCAACCAUUUUACUUGGACUGGAAAUUGGUUAUGAAUCAAACCUUCUACGAUUUAUUGGAGAAGGUAAAACCUUUUAUAACAAAGCAGGACAUCUGUAUGAGGGAGAGCAUUUCACCAGAAUCACGUCUGGAGGCAGUGUCCAUUAUACCACUCUGCUCGCCACUAAUGCCUUCCCCUUUCCAUUGUUAACUGGUAACAGUGAGCGUUCGACAGACAAUGUUCGACCGUGUGGACGGACUUUAGAUAAUCUUACUAAGGUUAUACGAAAAUUUGGCAGGUCCCUGAGCAAACGAACAGCGGUAUCAGGGUGGUCAACACGUGUAAGAGGAUUGUAUGCUAAGUCUAAGCAAGAGUUUGUUUGUUUGUUUUUUGUUUUUUUAACAUGGCGAUUUUGCAAUUCAAUAUGAGAUGGCCAUCUUAAAGAUGUGAUGUGCGGCAUGCGCGCUAGAUUCAAGCAUACCCUGCAUCAGUGCCAUAUAGAGGGAAGACAACCAGCGGGCUGAGGCGCUGGCCAUCUAACUCCACGCGGGCGAAGCAUGUCGUUUUGGCGUGACAUGCGAGCGUUCUGUUCCAAAGGGAGCAGACUUGCCAGUGGGGUGGAUGGGUCUGUUAGAGAGAGAGAUAAAUUGCCGCCUUGUGGAGGGCUAAAUAUAGCCAAGACCUUCCCUGUGUUAGUCCCAUAGGAUGUUUUGGCACCUCAAGUUUUGGAAAAGGCUCAUAAUUCCUAGCUGGUAACUCGGUUAUUUCCCUCGGUUCCAAUACUCCACUGACUUGGUGAGUGAAGGUAGCAAGCGGAGUAAUGCGGUUGUGCCUCAGCUGUGGAAGGAAGAAUUUAUGUCUGGUGCUUUUAGAUGACAACCUGCAGAGAAAACUCAAGAACAGAGCAGCAAUUGGUAGACUGUUCCCCGCAUCUGCUGAAUCUUCAACAACCUCCCAGCCAUGGUCAUCACAAGGGGCAAAGAUACGUGCCUUUUAUGCUAGGUCAAAGGACCGAAAAGUUAAAACUAUGUGUAGUAUCUGUUGUGGUGAUGUCUGAUAUCUUCCUCGCAAAUUAUUAAUUUAAAAA
Messenger RNA from Scylla paramamosain (green mud crab), 12043 nucleotides. RefSeq lists its product as uncharacterized. The record is from RefSeq and is a predicted model, not a curated record. Bases 6741 to 9650 code for a protein of 969 amino acids. The transcript has 5 exons. NCBI's taxonomy places the organism in Eukaryota, Metazoa, Arthropoda, Malacostraca, Decapoda, Portunidae.